CAUGAAGAAAAAUAACAUGGAACCUUUUCUGACAAGAACUCUCGGAGAUGCUACCAAAUGAUAUGCAAAUACACAUGGUGCUGCUUACCAACAAUGAACUGAAGUACAUUUUCCCAAAUUGCUACAUUUCCUUAUCAGUUAUUAGUUGAAUAUUACAUGUUACAAUUGACAAUACGGCAUGUAUAGCCCCUCAUAGCCCUCCUUCAUUAUCUUCCGUCUUGAACCGUAGUCCAUUGAAAAGCGACCUUGUUUCUUUAAGAUUCGGCUGUAAGCCAUCAACGGGUCUGUCUGUUCUUUGUUGAAGAGAGAGCGAGUUGAGGUUGAUGUUUUGGGGACUGAGGACAAGUCGUGCAUAAUAUCACCCGAGCAGCUGCGGUGGAAAGCAGCACAGAACGCCUCUGUUGAGCGCACAUCCUACCAGAGACAACAUGGGUUGUUAUGACUGCUGUAUGAAGUGCCUGGGAGGGGUACCAUAUUGCUCCCUGGUGGCCACUCUGCUGUGUUUCUCAGGGAUCGCUCUGUUCUGUGGCUGUGGUCACCAGGCCCUCACUGAGACGGAGAGACUCAUCGAGACAUACUUCGCCCGUAACCUACAGGACUACAUUACCCUGGCCUACCUUAUCCAGUACUUCCAGUAUGUUAUCUAUGGCUUGGCUUCAUUCUUCUUCCUCUACUGCAUCGUACUGCUGGCGGAGGGAUUCUACACCACCAGCGCCACCAAGCAGACCUUCGGAGAGUUUAGGAGCACCCUGUGUGGACGCUGUCUUAGUAGCACGUUUAUAUUGAUAACGUACCUGCUGGUGGUGGUGUGGCUGUUGGUGUUUGCCUUCUCUGCUUUGCCUGUCUACUUCUUCUACAACAUGGACACUACCUGCCACACCAUCACCGUCCUGACUGAGAAGACCCCAGGUAGCAUCAACCAGCUCUGUAUUGACGCCAGGCAGUACGGGCUUCUACCAUGGGAUGCGUUGCCAGGCAAGGCUUGUGGACUGACUCUGUCCACUGUCUGCAAAACCAGAGAGUUCCGUCUGACCUACGACCUGUACAUCGCAACGUUUGCCGGGGCUGGCAUCACACUCUUGGCGCUGCUCACCUACAUGGUGUCCACCACCUAUAACUUUGCGUUGCUGCGUUCCCUGGGGAGAAAGGGUAUAGGCCCACGGUGUUAGACUCUCCUUCCGACCGAGACACCCCGAGGGGACACUGACUCCCUAACACCCCUCUACUUGUCUUCACCACCUCCAGUGGUUGAUUCUUUCAACUUAAAUGAUUGGUACCUUGAGCGACUCCUAUUCUGUCCAUUUCCCCUUCAAGACCCACCGGCCUUUCCCUGUACUGUCCUCAUUGCACUACGGGUGGUUUAGUGGAUGUGUUGUUGGGAAACCCAGACGUAUACUGCCUUUUUCUACUGCUUUGUCACGGUCUUUCUCAUGUUACGUUUAGUUUGCUCUGAAGCCGUCUUCAAAGUUUUGUGUGUUUUUGUUAUUCUCCAUAUGUAUUUUUGUCGUGUGUCACCAAAUGUUUGUAAAGAUUGAUGUAAUCUUCUUCAUAUACUGAGGUGAGUGAACUUGGCAUAUACUCCAUGUUUUUAUCUUUCCUCAUUUUUAAAAAUAAAUCGCAUGUAAAACCUAACUAAUAAUUUUGGUAACAUAACAAAAUGUAUAUUUGACAAAUAUCUUCAGUUAUAAAUGUCACACUGACUCUCAUGGUUAGGGACGACUUGCCUAGUUUAGGCUAUGGGAUUCUAACCUGUUACUAUGGGUACCAUCCCUCACAUCUGGUUGCUAUGGUGCCAGGCAAGUGUGCAUUUGCAGUUCUUCUCUGACCUCAGGUCCUUUUCUCACGGGCAGCAGAAAGGCCUCAACAAUGGAGGCCGCCCCCCUUAGGACUUCUUAGAAAACUAACCAAUCAGAGGGGGUCCCUAGGGUCCACCUGCCCCGGAGGGGGGGGGUCUGUGUGACAAGGCCCCUUUGUUACUAUAGGGACCUUAGUCUGUGGCAAGGGUCAUAUUGAAUGUCUUUGGGAGAAGGUCUUCAUGACAAAGACAGGGAAAAAGGCUGAAGUCUUCUCUCAAUGGCCCGGAUACCAACCCUGCUGUGACGAACGCACUGCUGCACGACACCCCAUCUGUCGGAGGUGAUGGGCCCUGUGAAGGGACUUGGAAAGAAAAGGGUUUAUGUUUGUUUGAAUUUGUGGAUAUCUCUGAGAAAAGGGACAGCAUUUUUAGUGCGUUUGUGUCAAGACUUCUGGUUGGAACAGAUGUAGAGAAGUCCUUCAUUUCUCUUUUUUCAUGUUAAGAUGGUAAAGUUGUUACAGCUGCUUAUUUUUUUAGCAACCUUUUUUAUGUUAUUUAGAAGAUUAAAACCUCGCUUAAGAUGCUUUACUCUGGAUGGCACCACAUUGAGGGGAUUUUAGUAUCGCUCUCCCUUCUGGCGGUAUUGAUGGUAUCGUUUGCAAGAGAUGAGGUUCCAUUACAGAGGCCAAACGAUGCAGUUUGUUCUCUAGCUGUCUAGAAAAUAUUAGUAGUUAUUGUAUAACACCCCACUACUUACUGUAGAUCAAUGUACUAAUCUUAAUUCCAAUUUAUUUUGUUUUAAACAAGACGGCUUCUUUAACUAACAAAAUAUCUUGUAACAUACUGUGAGUGUAGGUCAUCCAAUUGGAUGGAUGCUUUAUCCAGCAGCACAGGUUGGUUUUGUGAACUGACGGCUGGCUGUUUCUUUGUGUUUUAUGAAAACUGUUGGUUUGGUAAUAAAAGAUGUCCUCUCCUUUUUAAAGAA
This is a messenger RNA of Oncorhynchus masou masou (cherry salmon), 2780 nucleotides long. Its product is annotated as myelin proteolipid protein-like. Lineage: Eukaryota; Metazoa; Chordata; Actinopteri; Salmoniformes; Salmonidae. Gene Ontology annotation, molecular function: structural constituent of myelin sheath. The coding region runs from base 429 to 1169 and encodes 246 amino acids. Gene Ontology annotation, biological process: central nervous system myelination; axon development. The record is from RefSeq and is a predicted model, not a curated record. The transcript has 7 exons. Gene Ontology annotation, cellular component: plasma membrane; myelin sheath.